UUGUCAUUCAUAACCUAAUUCUAAUUGAUUGAAAAAAUUGGAACAAAUAUGUAUAUUCAUCGGAUCCACUGACAGUUUUCUUAUUUAAAUUUCAAGCAUGACAUCAGAACCUCUUAUUUGCCUUCCAGGUCAGAGACUCUGUUUAAGUGAUCAAGUAUACACUUCUGGGCAAGGCACUUAUGAAAGGCAAGGGUACAUUUAUUCACAACUGGCAGGUUCUGUAGACAUUAUCCAAAAAGAUGGUGUAAAAAUAGUGGAGGUCCACAGUAGUGGAGAACAAACCGUGGUUCCUGCACAAGGUGACAUAGUAACGGCACAAGUGUACAUCAUAACCCAACAAUUUGCCAAAUGCCACAUUAAAGGCGUUGGUGACACAUUGCUGAGGAGGCCAUUCAGAGCCUUGGUUCGGAGGGAAGAUGUUAGAGCAACUGAGAAGGAUAGAGUUGAAAUCUAUAAGAGUUUCAGACCAGGCGAUAUAAUAUUGGCAAGAGUGUUACCCAUUACGGAAGCCCACACAUAUCAACUUUCAACUGCAGAGAAUGAAUUAGGUGUAGUUAUAGCACAUUCAGAACAUGGACAUCCUAUGGUACCCAUAAGUUGGACAGAGAUGCAAUGUACCAAAACAUUUGUUAAAGAAUGUAGAAAAGUAGCGAAAGUUGUACCUGAGAAUGUGAAUUCAGAAAAUUCAGAAAGAAAUGUUGAUACUUAAAUAUACUUUGAUCCAUUUUU
Leptinotarsa decemlineata (Colorado potato beetle) is the source of this 729-nucleotide messenger RNA. RefSeq names its product exosome component 1 Csl4 (gene Csl4). NCBI's taxonomy places the organism in Eukaryota, Metazoa, Arthropoda, Insecta, Coleoptera, Chrysomelidae. Gene Ontology annotation, cellular component: nuclear exosome (RNase complex); cytoplasm. Gene Ontology annotation, molecular function: RNA binding. The record is from RefSeq and is a predicted model, not a curated record. Gene Ontology annotation, biological process: RNA processing.